Anarrhichthys ocellatus (wolf-eel) is the source of this 7459-nucleotide messenger RNA. It is a transcript of the gene gabbr1b, whose product is annotated as gamma-aminobutyric acid (GABA) B receptor, 1b. The record is from RefSeq and is a predicted model, not a curated record. Gene Ontology annotation, cellular component: G protein-coupled receptor heterodimeric complex; membrane. The transcript has 24 exons. NCBI's taxonomy places the organism in Eukaryota, Metazoa, Chordata, Actinopteri, Perciformes, Anarhichadidae. Gene Ontology annotation, biological process: gamma-aminobutyric acid signaling pathway; G protein-coupled receptor signaling pathway. Gene Ontology annotation, molecular function: G protein-coupled GABA receptor activity. The coding region runs from base 232 to 3255 and encodes 1007 amino acids.
CGUUGGUGCGCGUGUCGGAGUACACAGUGCCGUGCUUCUCGAGACAUCUCUACAAGCAGCAGUAAGCUGACAGGAUUUGAUGUGAACAGCUGUGUGUUGAGCUCCGUUCAACGCUCUCUGGACUAAUUGUGGACAGACAGCACUUUAUUAAUCACUGCUGCGGACACUGGCGCUUCACGUUGUGCCCUAGCAGCAGCAGUCGGUUUGAACCUGCUUAUACAGCUGCCGUCUAUGUGUAGAGGGAUGGCACUGUCCUUUCUUCUCUUCUUCUCUGCCGUGUUGCCCUUACUCAGAGUGUCUGCCUAUAAUGCAUCUGCCGGUUGUGCUAUCAUCCGUCCUCCCAGAGAUGGAGGGAUAAGGUACAGAGGUCUGACACAAGAGCAGAUCCGCAGUGUGCAGGUGCUCCCAGUAGACUAUGAGAUAGAGUACAUCUGCAGGGGCAACAGAGUGAUUGUGGGACCCAAGGUCAGGAAGUGUUUGCCCAACGGCACUUGGACCGAUCUAAGCCAGCGCAGCAGAUGCUUGUUGUUGUGUCCCCGGGUGUGGACAUCAUUGGAAAAUGGCCGGGUGUCUUCGUGGCCCCUGGGGCCCCUGGGGCCCCUGGGGCCCCCGGUGGAGGGCACAGAGCUACAUUACAGCUGUCUGCCUGGCUUCAUCCUCAUGGGCCGGAACUCAACACACUGCAAUACGAUGGGCAAGUGGGACACCCCAAAACCUGUGUGUCACUAUGAUCGGCACUACAAAGGCAAGAAGAAGCUCUACAUCGGAGCGCUCUUCCCCAUGAGUGGAGGCUGGCCUGGCGGACAAGCCUGCCUCCCCGCCGCUCAGAUGGCUCUCGACCUGGUGAACAAGAGGGCCGACAUACUGCCGGACUACGAGCUGGAGCUGAUACACUAUGACAGUAUGUGUGAUCCAGGUGAGGCCACCAAGCUGCUGUAUGACCUUCUGUAUACGGAGCCCAUUAAAAUUGUGCUGAUGCCAGGCUGCAGCUCUGUGUCCACCCUGGUGGCAGAAGCUUCUCGCAUGUGGAACCUCAUAGUGUUGUCGUACGGCUCCAGCUCCCCGGCUCUAUCCAACCGCCAGCGUUUUCCCACCUUCUUUCGCACUCAUCCGUCUGCCACACUGCACAACCCCACUCGAGUGCAGCUCUUUCAGAAGUGGAAAUGGACCAAGAUUGCCACCAUUCAGCAAACAACAGAAGUUUUUACAUCAACUCUGGAUGAUCUGGAGGAGAGGGUGAAGGAGGCAGGGAUUGAAAUCAGCGUUCGUCAGAGCUUCCUCACCGACCCUGCUGUGGCUGUCAAAAACCUCAAGCGUCAAGAUGCCAGGAUAAUUGUUGGCCUGUUCUAUGAGACGGAGGCCAGGAAAGUCUUCUGUGAGGUGUACAAGGAGAAGCUGUAUGGGAAGAAGUAUGUAUGGUUCCUCAUCGGCUGGUACGCAGACAACUGGUUCAAGAUCAAGGACCCCUCCAUUAACUGUACUAUUGAGCAGAUGACAGAGGCAGUGGAUGGUCAUGUGACCACAGAGAUUGUCAUGCUCAACCCAGAGACGGUGCGAGGAGCCUCCAACCUGACAUCUCAGGAAUUUCUAGCCCAGCUAAUGUCUAAACUCGGGGGUAAAAAUCCAGAGGAGACAGGCGGUUUCCAGGAGGCCCCCCUGGCCUACGAUGCUGUGUGGGCUCUAGCCCUGGCCCUCAACAAAACCGUGGGACCCCUAAAGGCCAAGGGUCACCGGCUAGAAGAUUUCAACUACAACAACCGAGAUAUCACAUUUGAGAUCUACCGAGCCCUGAACACCAGCUCCUUCGAAGGAGUCUCAGGCCAUGUUGUUUUUGACGCUCAAGGGUCUAGGAUGGCCUGGACUCUUAUUGAACAGCUACAAGGAGGAAGCUAUAAGAAGAUUGGAUACUACGACAGCACUAAAGGCAAUCUGUCCUGGUAUGGGAAUGACAAGUGGAUAGGCUCAGGACCCCCUGCAGACCAGACAGUGGUCAUUGAGGAGUUUCGCUACCUGUCCCAGAAGAUAUUUGUGUCCGUCUCUGUCUUUGCUGGGUUGGGAAUCCUGCUGGGAAUUGUCUGCCUCACCUUCAACAUCUACAACAGCAAUGUCAGGUACAUUCAGAACUCUCAGCCCUACCUUAACAACAUGACUGCAGUGGGCUGCAUGAUGGCUCUGGCUGCUGUCUUCCCUCUGGGCAUCGAUGGCCUUCAUGUCCACAGGAGGCAGUUCCCCGUGGUCUGCCAGUUUCGGCUGUGGCUGCUCGGUCUGGGUUUUAGCCUCGCUUACGGCAGCAUGUUCACCAAGAUCUGGUGGGUCCACACGGUCUUCACCAAAAAGGAUGAGAAGAAGGACAAGAGGAAGCAGCACUUGGAACCAUGGAAACUCUGCGCUACUGUAGGUGUUCUGCUCAGCAUCGACAUCCUGUCUCUCAUGAUCUGGCAGAUCGUGGAUCCUUUACAUGUCACAGUGGAGAAAUUCACCAGGGAAGCCCCCAAAGGAGACCUGGAUGUUUUGAUCCAGCCUUUACUGGAGCACUGCAGCUCAGAAAAGAUGAACACAUGGCUAGGUGUGGUCUAUGGUUAUAAAGGUUUACUGCUGCUGCUUGGCAUCUUCCUGGCCUAUGAGACCAAGUCCAUCUCCACAGAGAAGAUCAAUGACCACCGAGCUGUGGGCAUGGCCAUCUAUAAUGUUGCAGUGCUGUGUAUGAUAACAGCUCCAGUCACCAUGAUCCUGUCCUCUCAGCAGGACGCCUCCUUCGCCUUCGCCUCCUUGGCCAUAGUCUUCUCGGUCUACAUCACUCUAGUGGUUCUGUUUGUCCCCAAGAUGCGGCGUCUGAUCACACGGGGUGAGUGGCAGUCCGAUGCCCAGGAGACCAUGAAGACCGGCUCGUCCACCAAUAACAAUGACGAGGAGAAGUCCAGACAGCUGGAGAGAGAGAACAAGGAGCUCCAGAAGAUCAUCCAGGAGAAAGAAGAGCGUGUGUCUGAGCUAAGAAACCAGCUGUCUGAGCGACAGGCCCUGCGAUCAAGGAGAAGAGCGUCCACUGUCACCAAUCAGAACCACAGCUCCUCAUCCAAUGCCAUUCCCCAGAGUGACCCGCGGUCCCUGGCCCCUCCUCCGGGCUACCCCACCCCCAUCUCUGACAUCCACCCCAUCCCUCCGUCCUUCGGCAACUCGUCCAGCCUCUACCUGCCGGACAGCAAGAUCAGCCGAAAUAACUGCCACACCAGCCAUCUGCAGCUGCUGUACAAGUGAGGUGGUGGUGAACAUUGGGGGGGACGAGGACAGUAAUGAUGUUCACAGCUACAUGGAGAUGGAGAAAAUGAAGUAUGAACAUAGUUUGAAAAAUAAAUCAGUAUCUGUUGGAGCAGCUGACUCCAAGACCCCUUCCACCAAUCAGCUGAUGCUGGAGGAUAACCAGUUUUUGAGCAGAUCAACAUGUUAUUGUUUUGUUAAUGAUACAAUUUUGUAUUUAAUCUGCCACUGAUUUAUCAUGUGCCAUCCAGAGUCUGAGAAACGACCGCUAUCAGCUUAGCCCUGGCCUCCUUAGCUACAGGUGCUAGCCGUUUCCCAUUGUAACACUGCUCAUUACAAUGGUAGCAGGUUAACCAUCGGGAUUUAUGUCAACUUCUAAAACUAAAUGUUCUUGCCUUAAGAUUAAAGAAAGACAAGCUCUUUAGUUUAAGUUAUAUAUUUAUUUAUUGGACUCUAUCAAGAGCAAUACGCCACCCUCCAAAAGCACUAGAGCUAAAGUGUGUUUGUGUAGCAUUAGCCUCAGUCUUUUAGCAUGAUACCAUGUAAAAGUGCAUAUUUAAGACUCCUUUAAACAGGGCUCUCAUUUUGAAAUGAAACAGCCAGAAACAAUUUAAAAUAUUAGAGUAAAAAAGCAAGCUACAGCUGACAAAAUCUGCCAGCCACGGUUGUCAUUUUAGCUCAUAAAAUAGAUGGACUGCUUUGUUAACUUAUGUGUGAAAUCACAGUCCCAAGAAUUUUGAUGGUAAAUCUGCUAACGUUAUCAUUGAGAACUGCAGUGCCAGAAUUGAAAGACGGACAUAGCAAGAGUAGCUAAUGGGGUGUGGGGCUUAGCAAAGAGUCCGCUGGAGACCAAGAUGCUAUGGCCAAGCAUUUAUCAUAUCUGUACCUUACAAUAUUGCCUCCUAAUGUGUCUAGAUAGUGCUAUGUACUGUAUUAAGAGGCUGGACGACAGGACAGACUUCAUGAUGAUGUCAGUUUUGUGACAAAGUAACUGAUUGUAUCCAUAAAGUAAUUUGUCAUUUUAGCUCCUCUUGUUGAAUGUUUGAUGGUUUUUAUAUUGUUAUGAGUCUCUGUUCAAAGAGACUACUGAGUCAUUGUACAUAGUUGUGUGUUCAUGCUAAACUCCUCACUGUAGAUGAACGUAGUCCUGUAGAUUUAGGGCUGAAUAGAAAAGUACACUGCUGUCAUCGGUCAGGUAGUUACUGUAUCAAGUGUUGUGACUGCCACCCUGAAGUAGGCUACAAGCAUCAGUUCAAACACCUCUAAGUGUUUAAUGUUAGACUGCAGUUGCGUGUGGGUGUACAAGAAAGACAGACAUAAAUACAAUGGACCGCUUUCAACUGACAAGGCUUAAAUGUCAAACCUAAAGCUAAUGCAGUUAGUUUUAUUGGUAUCUAUUCAACUUUUUGAAGUUGUUCUUCAAGAGCUGAAUUUUUUACAUGUCGUAAUGAAUAAGUGAGUAAGAAAAAUGUGACUGUUUAAAGAGAUAUGAAUUGAAAAGAAGGUACACAGUGCAUUUUAAAUUCUGUUUUUUAUUUCACUUUCAUCUGUCUGUGACAGCACAUUUAGGGACUGAGGUGAAACAAAGCAGCGCUGUUUCAACCCACAGUAUCAAAACCUCUCUGACUUUUAUUUCAUGCGCCAAACACAGCCCCCUGAGUUUUGUCUUUAUUUGGUAAGAGAUCAUGCUGGCACGUCUGGUCAUUCUUUUGGCACUGACGUGAGCCAAGGGGACAACUAUCAGCCAGUGAAAAAGAGAUGUAAAUCUGGCCUAACGGGAGCAUGUUAACGUUUCCUAAGAGGGGGACCUGUUGAUUCUUGUGGUCCUCCACAGGUCAUACUGACUUCAUUCAAAUGUAAAUAGUAAAUUCAAUAGAAAUUCAAAUAGAAUCAGCACCAUAUGGACUAAGGGUCUGAUCAGACCCUUGAUCAGCAAUGUGCACGAAGGAAUGAGUGCUGACGUUAGCUUAACCCAAACCAUGAACUGUAGGCUACCUAAUAGUUAACAGUACAGCUUAAAUGAAAAGGAAAUGAAAACACCUCACCCCUGAAAUCUCACUGAUUUGCCUCCUGCAGUUUUCUGUUUACAUCAUGGUAACUAGGGUUGGCACUUAGCAACGCCAAUUUUACGCUCAUUGAAAACAAUGAUAAACGCCACCCCAGGCUCCUAAAAUGCCCUCUGUCUGAUCAAGGCUUCAGGGCCCGCCUCCACAUGCCAGACGCUCUGUAGAAACCGCCAAUCUGGGAUUGUUUGAGGAUGCUUUAGCCUUUUUUCAAUGAGACACUUUGGUUGCUUCUGAUGCGGAAUAUAUUUAAAGUAAAAAUGUCGGCCGGCGAGGAAACAUCUUGGUGAGUCUAUCGUUUUGUUCAGAUUCAGAUCCACUUUAUUAUCCACACGGGGAUAUUCCUUUUGUCCAGUGCUCCAGACAUGAGGACAACAUAAAGUCCACAGUAAAAACAAUAGCAUAACGUACACAGUAAGACCACAACAUACUCAUACACUUUUGAUGACGCUCACCCAAAGUUUAACAUUUUUAAACCGUCAGCGACCAGAAAGAAACGCCAAAUAUGAAGCGCUCAGCUCAGAAUAGACAUUCAGCACCUUGUGACACAGCUGGUGAUUGUAGCAGAGCGUAAAUACAUGGCACUCCCACUGGCCUCAGGAAAACACUCUUUAAUGGACACGGCCCCUAAUAGUGCACGUGACCCACAUUUUGGGUUCCAUGACAGACUUGCUCUCUUACCAAAAGUGUCUGAUCAAAUCCUUCAGGGUUAGUUAGUAGGAGAGGUCAUCAUAUUGCUUCCAUUCACAAGUUCAGUUUGUUCUCUUUCUGCUGUGUUCACUCUUCUGCUUUUCUGAUCUCACUUCCAAAUACAGACAGGAAGACUCCCUGAUACAGUUUCAAUAAAAAGGUUUUCACAGUGAAAUUACAGCAGGCGCUGGACUUCUUUAUACAUAACUUGAGAAUAACAGUUAACAGAAUGGGGCUUUUGGUUUCUUAAUGCGUUUCUCUGAGCUUUAAGUUGUCAUGGUAAAACAUGGGAUGACUUUUAUUGUGUGACCAACAUCUUUAUUGAAACAACAAGACCUUAUCUGGCUGCACUGUACACACACGCCUCUUCUGUUGGACUCCUGGCAGCAGCUGCUCAAUAAGCAUUUGCCGUAGUAUUAAACACUGUAACUGCAGAAGUCACCAAUGCAACCAGGACAGAAAUCACAAAGAUUCUAACUGUGAAGAAGGUAAUGCUACCUAACCAAAACAUGUUGUUUAUACCUUCCAAAACUUUUACAAAUCACCAUUACAAACAGUAGCUACAGUUUGGUUAGAUUCAGACUCAAAAUGAUUUAGUUGGUAACAAUGCUUUCAAGAAACUAAUAUGACUAUCAGCAGGAAACAGGAAAGGAACGGUAGUCUUUUGUGUCAAAGUCGCAUUCACUCGCAAACUUCUUCUGUGGCUUUCAACUGCAAUCCAUCAUUGACCUCAGUGAAUGGAGUUUGUGACAGUUGUCAAGGAGACCUGGGGUUAUGAUUUUGGCCAAACUUCUGUUUCAAAGGUCAAGAAUACAUUUUCAUAAUCAAUUUUGCAAGGCAGCACAGGAAAAUUGCAAGUCCUACAGUAUGUAAUGUGUGUCCCUCUGCAGCGUCUCUCUGGGACUGCUCGGUAUUUAAAUUGAGGGUUCAGCUUUUGAUUUGAAUGUUUCUUUGUAUGCAAUUUAUUCUCAAAAGCACAUUGUCUUAAACUCUCAUAACAAAUAUAUGAUGUGAUCUCUACCUAAAGUAUAGAUUUUGUCUUGACUCUCAUGUUGUCAGUGUGGUAGCACAACUUCUUUCAUUAGUGUGGGUUGUAGUAAACACUUCUGAAGUGACUAACUACAGCAGAUGUAUGAACCAUGUGCACUGUGCACUGCUCCAGCUACAUUCUUUUAAAGAGACCAUGUGUACAGAUCUGCUGUUUGUUUGUUAAGAUGUGUUUUAACUGUCGAGUCUGUAAAGCAGUGAAGAUGUGAUGAUGUUGAUACACAUGACAAUAUGCACACUGACUGUAAAUAAUGAUGACGUGACUUUGCAUAUACAAGCUGUAUUUCAUGUGGUACAGUAUUCAAAAUAUAUUUAUAUAUGCUGUAAUAUCUGAUAUCAGAGAUCAUUUGAAAUGCAAGAAUGAAAAUAAAACUAGUUUUUCCCAAACUAUCAAAGUUCAAAGU